GAGGUAGAGGAAGCAGAGGGAGUGCCUUCCUUGUGCUCAUGCACCGCUAGGACCAAAAGGGGAAGGGGAGACGCGUAGCCGCUCCGGUGGUAGUCGGUUCAGACUCCCCAGGACUUAACACACUUCGAACUGUAUAUUUUUUUACAUUUUCAUUAUUUUUUCUUUGUUUAAGAAUUGCUCUCAUUUCCAUUUAUCUAGCCGUUCUCUAUCCUGUCUAUUUACAUUGUCCUAGCAUACGUGUUCACUCUAUAUCCUUGGUUCAGAUGUUGAUUGUUCUGUUCCUUUUAUCUUUCGUAUUCCUAUUUUCAUCAGCACGAUGCACGCCUCUCUUCUUUUGCUUUUCACCUAAUGACAUCAAUGGUAGCAAUGUCUAUCUUUUUGAAUUCUUAUGACAAUUUUUGUUCACGACAGUAAUUGUUUUUUUUUUUUUAAACAUACAUCUCUGUCGCCUCUUCCCCCGCCCCCCCGCUUACUACUAGCCCUUCUAAUCCUUUCCAUUUCUUUGCUGUAUUUAUUUUCCCCCUCCCCCAUUACCUACAUAUGCAUCACUUAUAACCUUCCCUGCCGCUCCUUUCUCCAAGGAGGGGAGGUGUGAUGAUGCAGAGAAAGGUGAAGCCCCCCUCGGGUGCUGGUCCUGGCCGCUCUGCGGAGCUUCGUGUCUUCCGUGGCCCUUCUGCUGUUGUACAUGAAUCGCGUCUCCCUGGAGCCCCUCUUCGACGCCAGCGAUCCCUUACAAAUCUAUCGGUGUUGACUGAUGCCGAGAAGAAACUACGCCUAUGUGGCCCUGACUGGUGUGAUGACCUUUCUACAGUGAAACCCCCUAGAAGCCAGAUUGCAGCCCCAGCCUCACCAGCCAUGUCCCGGGCACUGUCUCGCUCUGAGCACUCUUUACUUCAGCCCCGGACCCCUAGCCGUAUACCUCGUGGCCCAUAUGCUGAGGUCAAACCACUCAGUAAAGCACCAGACCCUGCCCCGGCUGGAUCCGGGGUGGAUGACCCUGAUAAAGAGUCCUCUGAGGAUAAAAAGACAUUUUUAAAGGUGGACCCAGAAUUAGUGGUGACUGUGCUGGGUGACUUGGAGCAACUGCUGUUCAGCCAAAUCUUAGAUCCUGAAACUCAGCGUAAAAGAACAGUUCAGAAUGUUCUGGACCUGAGACAAAACUUGGAGGAUACAAUGUCCAGUUUGAGAGGGUCUCAAGUAACACAUAGUUCCCUGGACAUGCCAUGUUAUGACAGUGAUGAUGCCAACCCUCGCAGUAUUUCCAGUCUAUCUAAUCGCUCCUCCCCAGUGUCUUGGCGUUAUGGGCAGGCUAGCCCACGUUUGCAAGCUGGGGAGGCCCCAUCUCUUGGUGGAUGCCGCUCAGAGGGUAGUGGUGGAAGCUGGCAAUUUUCUCACACUAUGCCUCUUAGGGGUGGAACUAGAAUCUGCAGCAUUACCCAGCGACUGGAACUGAUGGAGGCUGGUGAAAGAGAUAUAAAAUCUGGAUAUGGGAGUGACAGCGACUGUCAGCUUGGCAAGGACACCACACAUGAUGAUGAUGACAUUAUCACAAGUUGGGACGAAAGCAGUUCAAUAAGCAGUGGAUUGAGCGAUGCUUCCGGGAAUCUCAGCUCAGAGGAGUGUAACGCCAGCUCCUCUCUCACCUCGCUGCCCUCCACACCUACGGCAUCGAGAAGGAGCUCAGCAAUUGCACUUCGUACAGACUCAGAGAAACGUUCAUUGGUGGAGAGUGGAUUAAGCUGGCAUAGUGAGCCAGAGGAGCGGGCCUCAUGCAGGAUGGAUUAUGAUAGUGGUAGUCUAAAGUCAGAACAUGGAGCAUCUCGCUGGCGGCGAGAAAAGACAGAUGAUACUUCAAAAUCUGAGAUUAAAAAACCUGUUACUCUUGGUCAGCCACUUCGCAAGGGAAAGAAUCCUCCAGUGGGAGUUACCUCUCCCAUCACUCAUUCUGGACAAAUAAAUCUAAAGGGAGGAGGUAAACUGGAGCAAAAGGCAACUGAUAAAGCUAAGCUUACCCUGAAGACAGCUGGGCUUCAGAGAUCCUCAUCUGAUGCAGGCAGAGACCCACGCUCACCUGAUGCAAAGAAACCACCCUCAGGCAUUGCCCGUCCAGCCUCUUCUUUUGGCUACAAGAAACCUGUUGCACCCUCUUCCCCGCUUACUGGGAACUCUGCCACGUUAGGCAAGACUCCCAAGUCAUCAGGGAUCCCUGUAAAGCCCAAUUCUGCCACAACAGCGUGCAACAGAAAGACCAGCUUGGAUGUUUCAGGGACUGCAGAACCUGGUUUCCUCUCACCUACUGCCCGCACCAACAUUCAGUACCGGAGCCUACCACGGCCAGCCAAAUCCAGCACUAUGAGUGUUACUGGAGGCAGGUGUACCAGUCGUCCUCUAAGUAGCACUAUUGACGUGAGCCUGGUGCCAGUACAAGGAAAGGCCAGUUCAUCAUCACGUCUUAAAGAACCCUCCAAAGUAGGAACAGGUCGAUUAGGUGUCAACCAGACUGACCGUGAAAAAGAGAAAGCUCGUGCCAAGGCUGUGGCCCAGGACACAGAAGCCAGAGCAGUCAGUGCACAUCAGUUAGAGACACAAGCUGGCAAAGGGAAGGAGGGGACUCCAACAACGCCUCAUCGGGCAAUAGCAAAGCCUUUCACAAAGACUCCAACCUUGUCCAAUUUAGAUAAAGUUAACUCCAACAGCCUGGAUUUUACCCCAUCUGUUCCAGAAAUAGCAUCAAGCACACAAAUGGAUCUUCCCUCAGGUGGUUCCUGUCUCACUCCAAGUCCAGCUCCCAUCUUGAACAUCAACUCUACUUGUUUUUCGCAUGGACUUGGAGGUUUCAGAAUGUACCCCAAGCUUUCUGGGUUGCAUCGCAGCAUGGAGUCACUUCCGCUUUCCAUCAGUGUCCCCCAAACAGCACCGACAGGAGGUGGUGAGCAGCACACACCAGACACUGGUUGGAAUGAAGUCAACCCUAAAACCCCUGUGACAGACAGCUCUAUCCAAGACAGAAACACAUUGCCAAAAAAGGGAUUGCGGUAUCAGUCACUUUCUCAGGAUGAAUCUAAGGAGAGGCGUCACUCACACACAAUUGGAGGACUCCAGGACUCAGAAGAUCUAUCUCCUCUUCCUCCUCCACUGCCUCUUACUAACGUAGGAAAACCACCAUUGGCCAAUUUGGUGAGUCCUUCCUCGGCUCCACGCAUCGCUCGCUCUAGUAGUAUUCCAGCUCAGGACACAACCUUUGAAUUGUUUGGGUCCUCAAACCUGGGCAGUUCUAUGUCUCUUGCGGAUCGUCCCAAAGGAACAAUGACAAGAUCUGGCUCAUUCCGUGAUCCCUCUGAUGACGUUCAUGGGUCCGUCCUGUCUCUUGCAUCGAGUGCAUCAUCAACCUAUUCCUCUGCUGAGGAAAGGAUGCAGUCAGAGCAAAUUCGGAAACUGCGCCGGGAACUUGAAUCCUCACAAGAGAAAGUGGCAGCACUGACCUCACAAUUAUCUGCCAAUGCAAACUUAGUGGCGGCAUUUGAGCAGUCGUUGGUGAACAUGACAACUAGACUGCGGCACCUGGCAGAUACUGCACACGAAAAAGUAAGUGAAAAAGACUCUGAGCUUUCGGAACUGAGGGAGACUAUUGAUUUGCUGAAAUCCAAGAACUCUGAAGCACAAGCUGUCAUCCAGGGGGCACUAAACCCACCAUCAGACACUGCACCACGGGAACUGCGAAUCAGACGUCAGAAUUCAUCUGACAGCAUUUCAAGUCUUAACAGCAUCUCUAGUCACUGUAGUGCUGGUAGCGUCAAGGAUAGUGAUGGCAAGAAAAAGAAGAAAAAGAGCUGGUUACGCAGUUCCUUCAACAAAGCAUUUAACAUGAAGAAGGGACCAAAAUCAGCUUCUUCUUACUCUGACAUUGAGGAGAUGGCAACGCCUGAUUCUUCUGCACCAACUUCUCCCAAGCAACAGCAUGGGCCUCCAGGACUUUCUUCACCUUCCUUGCACUCUUCCGCCUCUUCAUCUGUGAUAUUUGAGGGACAGGAAGGGGAGGAACCAGAAAAGAGAGAAGUGUCAGACCUUCGUUCAGAGUUGUGGGAGAAAGAAAUGAAGCUCACAGACAUUCGUCUGGAAGCCCUGAACUCUGCACACCAACUUGAGCAGCUACGAGAAACCAUGCACAAUAUGCAGUUAGAAGUUGACCUUCUAAAGGCAGAAAAUGACAGACUUAAGGUGCCACCAUCCUCCGUACCUGCAAGCACCCCAUCUUCCUGCCCAUCACCUCGACGUUCUUUGACUCUUUCACUUACACAGUCUCUUGCAAAUUCUACAACAGCAGACACUGAUUUCUCUCCCAUGGAUGCAGUAAAUGGGUCUCUGCAGAGAGAAGUAACCCUCCGGACAGUUAUAAGAGUGGCCCCUCAUCAUAUCAUCAAGGGAGACUUGAAGCAGCAGGAGUUCUUGUUGGGAUAUGUCAAGAUAAGCAACAAGGCUGACUGGAAAAGCCUAGAUGAUGCUGUUUGCCAAACAUUUCAGGAUCAUCUAAAUAAGGUAGACCCAAGCUCUACCCUUGGUCUUGGCAGAGAGUCUGUGAGUGGUUACAGUCUGGGGCAUGUAAAACGAACAUUAGAUGCUGAACUUCCAGAUGUCACACCCUCCAGGAACCUGCGUGGUAGCACAAAUAUCAUUGUGCAGCUCAAAGGGCUAAAAGAGAGAUGUGUGGAUCUGCUGGUGUUUGAAUCUCUUAUACCCAAACCUAUGCUACAGCAUUAUGUCAGCUUGCUGCUUAAACAUCGUCGGCUGCUGCUAUCUGGUCCUAGCGGUACAGGAAAGAGCUUCCUUGCACACCGACUGGCAGAGUAUUUGGUUGAAAGGUCAGGAAGAGAGGUCACUGAUGGCAUUGUAACCGCCUUUAACAUGCAUCAGCAAAGCUGCAAGGAUCUGCAGUUGUACCUCUCGAACUUGGCUAAUCAGAUUGACAGGGAUACUGGGACCUGUGAGGUUCCAUUAGUAAUCCUUUUGGAUGAUGUGAGUGAAGGUGGAGCCAUUACUGAACUGGUGAAUGGGGCCCUGACGUGCAAGUACCACAAGUGCCCUUACAUCAUUGGAACGACCAAUCAGCCAGUUAAGAUGAGCCCAAAUCAUGGCUUGCACCUAAGCUUCAGUUCUUUUAUUCACAGAAUGCUCACCUUUUCAAAUAACGUGGAGCCAGCUAAUGGGUUUCUAGGCAGGUAUCUACGAAGGAAACUACUAGAGUCUGAAGGCAGCAUUGGAACUGGUCAUGGAGAGCUUCUCAGGAUGUUGGACUGGGUACCCCGACUCUGGUAUCAUCUGCACACCUUCCUGGAGAAGCACAGCACUCCUGAUUUUCUCAUAGGGCCUUGCUUCUUCUUGUCAUGUCCGAUUGGUGUUGACGAUUUUCGUGUCUGGUUUAUUGAUCUUUGGAACAACUCUAUAAUUCCAUACCUACAAGAGGGAGCUAAGGAUGGGAUAAAGGUUCAUGGGCUUAAGGCUGCCUGGGAAGAUCCUGUUGAGUGGGUUAGAGACACUCUUCCAUGGCCCCUGGCACAACAAGACCAAUCCAAGCUAUUACAUCUACCCCAGCCCAGUAUGGUUACCCACAUCUCAGUGUCAACUGCCAGAGAGCAGACCGUGAAGGAAUCACCACCUGCAUCUUUGGAGACAGACCCAUUGAUGGCAAUGCUACUAAAACUUCAAGAAGCGGCCAACUACAUUGAGUCACCAGAUAGAGAAACCCUAUGUGACACUGACCUUACAGCCACAAUAUAAUUUUGGAUAAAGCAUGGUACGCUGCUACUUAACCAAUUGAACUAAUUGCACACGUCCUUCUCACGUGAUACAUAGCGAGGAGGUCGGCUAUUGCUGUUCCUUAGUUUUGAACUCCGUAUGGACUCACCUUGCUACCUUGCUAUCAUCAAGGAUCCUCUUGAAUUAACUUAAACAUCCUAAUUAGGGAUUGUGGCAGAAAGCAUGACAACAGACAAUUUUUUUAUUUUUUUUUAAGGGUUAAAGAAAAAAGGUUUGUAGUUUUCCCUGACUGAUGUGCAGAAAAAAAUUUGAAGAGAUGGGAAUAAUGCUUUUAUUUUGUCAUUUGUAAUCUUAUAAAUCAACAAUAAUUCAUCCCUGUACUUUAUUUCUUGCUAGCUAUAAAUCUCAACCUGGAGCAUUCCAUUUGGCAAAGUUACAUUGUGCAAGAACAGUGGCAACAACUGUCCAGGCAUAAACAGAAGUUCUCCAAUGCAAACUUUAUUAGAACACAAGAAGUUGGCAAUAUUUCUGAUUUGCCAUAGAGUCUUACUCAAGUUAUCAGAAUUCCCACCAGGUCAAAUUUAUAUAAGUAUUCAUACAAUCAAUAAAACCACCAGCCCAUGGUAUACCAGGAUUCAUACUCCCUCUCGAUAACAUAUAUGUGUGUAAAACAAUAAUGGUGUAACACACAUACCAAAACAGUGAUGAAACCUGUAAGCACAAAUAUACCACGGGCCGGUGAUGUUACUUUCACCAUCCAUGAUGACAUUCUAGGUAUGCUGUGACAAGAAUAGGUAAUACUUGUACUUCUGUUUUACUAGUUUUAUUGAUUGUAUGAAUACUUAUAUAAAUUUGACAUGGUGGAGAUUCUAAUUUAAGACAAGAGGAGAUACAUAGUCUUAAAUUAGAGUGGCAAAGGUUUAAAAAUAAUAUCAGGAAAUAUUGCUUUACUGAGAGGGUAGUGGAUGCAGGCAAACUUAAAAAUUCAGCUAAAGUGGUAGGCAUAAAGCUAUCCUAGCCAUAAAAUAAGGCCAGGGACCUAAUGAGAGUAUUUAGAAAAUUGGGCAGACUAGAUGGGCGGAAUGGUUCUUAUCUGCCGUCACAUUCUAUGUUUCUAAAUAUCUAGUCUUUCAUUUAAAUGUCUUCAGUACUAUCAUACCAAUUGAGUUGCCAUGCCAAAAUAUCACCAAAAGCCAGGAACCAGAAGUGACACAUUUCAUGUUGAGUUGAGGUCAGAAAACCAAAUGCUUUAUCUCAUAGUGUCCAGUAAUCAUUUGAAAUGUUAAUCUACAAUCAACAUGACAAUAUUACAUGUUAUGAAGUAAAAAGACACUAAAAAAAUCAAUAUGGAGCUUAUUUGUAUCCUAUUCGGAUAUGUCACACAAAUCAAUUUAAAGAUUAUAAAUCACAUAUUUAUAAUAAAG
This is a messenger RNA of Pelobates fuscus (common spadefoot toad), 7178 nucleotides long. It is a transcript of the gene NAV1, whose product is annotated as neuron navigator 1. NCBI's taxonomy places the organism in Eukaryota, Metazoa, Chordata, Amphibia, Anura, Pelobatidae. Gene Ontology annotation, cellular component: microtubule cytoskeleton; axon initial segment. The coding region runs from base 595 to 5775 and encodes 1726 amino acids. The transcript has 29 exons. Gene Ontology annotation, molecular function: ATP hydrolysis activity. Gene Ontology annotation, biological process: neuron migration; nervous system development; neurogenesis. The record is from RefSeq and is a predicted model, not a curated record.